CCCAGCAGGGAGAAGCCCUUCAGGUGCUUGGAAUGUGGGAAGAGCUUCCGGAAGAGCUCCAUCUUCAUCCACCACCAGCACAUCCACACUGGGGAACGGCCCUACACAUGUGGGGAAUGUGGGAAAAGCUUCAACCAGAGCUCCCACCUGUUCAGACACCAGCGCAUCCACAGUGGGAAACGGCCCUACGUGUGUAAUGGUUGUGGGAAGAGCUUCACUGACAGCUCCAACCUGAUCCGACACCAGCUCAUCCACAGCGGGGAACGCCCCUACACAUGUGGGGAAUGUGGGAAAAGCUUCAACUGCAGCUCCACCCUCCGUACCCACCAGCUCAUCCACACUGGGGAACGGCGGUACAAAUGCUUGGAAUGUGGGAAGAGGUUUCGGACCAGCUCAAGUCUCCUCAGACAUGAGAUGACACACACGGAUGAGAGGCCCUUCUGCUGCAUCGACUGUGGGAAGGGCUUGAAGUACAACUCCACCCUCGUCACCCACCGGCGCAUCCACACCGGUGAGAGGCCCUACAAGUGUGGGGAGUGUGGGAAGAGCUUCACCUGGAGCUGUAACUUGACCAGACACCAACGGACCCACCGGUAAGGAAAGCCUUACAAGUGCCCCGACUGCGGGAAGAGCUUUGGCCGCUGCUUCCACCCCGAACUGGUACUCCUGGUAGUUUUAGUGUU
Molecule: messenger RNA, 683 nt
Organism: Pipra filicauda (Wire-tailed manakin)
Lineage: Eukaryota; Metazoa; Chordata; Aves; Passeriformes; Pipridae
Product: zinc finger protein 485-like
Exons: 1
Biological process (GO): regulation of transcription by RNA polymerase II
Molecular function (GO): RNA polymerase II cis-regulatory region sequence-specific DNA binding; DNA-binding transcription factor activity, RNA polymerase II-specific
Source: RefSeq, a predicted model, not a curated record